This is a messenger RNA of Lasiosphaeria miniovina, 432 nucleotides long. RefSeq lists its product as uncharacterized. The annotation marks the transcript as partial. Gene Ontology annotation, cellular component: nucleus. Lineage: Eukaryota; Fungi; Ascomycota; Sordariomycetes; Sordariales; Lasiosphaeriaceae. The record is from RefSeq and is a predicted model, not a curated record. The transcript has a single exon.
GAGACAAUGGAGGCUCUCCAGAGGUCGGCCCAGGCGUGGGAAUCAAAAAGGUCUAAGCCGGUAGAGGAGGCCGAGGAGGGCCAAGAUGAAGAUGAGAAAUGGACUCUUCCAGACUGGAGAGCCCAGAAGGAGCGUCUUAAGGAGAAGUUUCCAGAGGGGUGGAAUCCUCGUAAGAAGCUGUCGCCUGACGCGCUAGCCGGCAUCAGGGCCCUCAAUGCCGAGUUUCCCGAUGUAUACACAACCCAGGAGCUGGCCAAAAAGUUUGAGCAAUCUCCUGAAGCUAUCCGCAGAAUUCUCAGGAGCAAGUGGACGCCGACGGCCGAGGAGGAGAUUGACCGCCAAACGAGGUGGCAUAAGCGGGGCUUGAAGGUCUGGAACCGCUGGUCGGCCCAGGGCAAGAAGCCUCCGUUGAGGUGGCGGUUGGAAGGCAUC